GCUAUCUACUUCCUAAUGUCCUUUUCAUAUCUUUUUAUACAUCUUGGUUUGUAUUGGAAGCAUUCUUCCUUACCAUUCCUAUUGUGGGCCUCUGAUGUUGUAUCCGUUAUUGUUGUUUUGUUAUUUUGUUAUGUUGGGUUGCUAGGCAAUGAGCGAGAAGAAGAUUUUCGUCUUUCAGAACCUCUUUUGGAAACUAGUUCCAACCGAAACAAUGGUGACGACAAACAAGGAUCAAGUGUGGGUGGAGAGAGUGUAACUCCUUAUGCAAAUGCCAAUCUUAUAAGUUUGUUUACUUUCUCUUGGAUGGGCCCUUUGCUUGCAUUGGGGUAUAAAAAAACAUUGGACCUUGAAGAUGUUCCUCAGCUUGCCAAUUGUGAUUGUGCCAAUGUGAUCUUUUCUCAUUUUAGAAAUAAAUUUGAAUAUGAUGGUAAUGACGGUGGAGAUGGUGGUCAGGUGAGCACCUUUAAGUUGGCAAAGGUAUUGAUUCUCUCAAUGUGGAAAGAAAUUCUAUGGACGGCUCUACUCUCCAUUUUAUUCACAUUGGCUUCUUAUGUUGGACCAUACUUUAUUGAUGCUUUUGUUCAGUAUCUCAAUAGUCCUCACAAACUAAAAUAUAAAGGCUAUGUGCUGGUGUUUAUAUUCUUUCUUUCAAAGCUCAUAAAUUGCCUCUCAAAGAGGCAUUUAUUCUUUCAAUUGCGAAAGAUGGCAAUUAGGGUCCGUGCUGCCUUAUUCUCAAUAAUCUAUAGAAAGGGUCUUAGGCUUUCGAGCCAAUCAAAGCAGAGCCACACUAGUGGGGAGAACACUAAUCUAAUGAAUGUUGAUGUUGAGAGGAUUGGCCUUUUCUGUUGGUACUUGCAUGAUAUAUGGAGGGUGCCUAUUGAGGUUGUUCUAGCAUUAUUAAUCUUGUACAAGAGCCUUGGGAUUGCUUCACUUGCAGCUUUUGUUGCCACAAUAGUUUUGAUGCUAGCAAAUGUUCCACUGGGAAAACUACAGGAGAAAUUUCAGGGGGAACUGAUGGAUUCAAAAGAUAGAAGGAUGAAGGUGACAUCUGAGGCUCUAAGGAAUAUGCGAAUUCUCAAGCUCCAAGGCUGGGAGAUGAAGUUCUUGGCUAAGAUAAUUGAGCUUAGGAACUCUGAAACAAAAUGGUUAAAAAAGUUACGUUAUACAUCAGCUAUUAGUGCAUUUGUCUACUUUUCUGCUCCCAUGUUUGUAUCUAUGGUCACUUUUGGGUUUUGUAUCCUUAUAGGAAUUCCACUAGAGUCAGGAAAAAUUCUAUCUGCACUUGCCACAAUUGAGAUAUUACAAGAGCCUAUUUAUACUCUCCCAGAUACAAUCUCCAUGGUAGUUCAGACUAAAGUUUCCUUUGACAGGAUAGUCUCAUUCCUUUGUCUUGAUGAUCUUCAUCCAAAUAUAAUACAAAAGCUUCCAAAAGAUGGAGCCGAGGUUGUAAUUGAAAUAGUCAAGGGGAAUUUUUCUUGGGACCUUAAUUCCCCUAAUCUCAUAUUAAAAGAUCUUAAUUUUCGAGUGUACCAUGGAAUGAAAGUGGCUAUUUGUGGUUCUGUUGGGUCAGGCAAGUCAAGCCUACUUUCAUGUAUAUUAGGGGAGGUGCCGAAGGUAUCUGGAGCUAUUGAGUUGAAUGGGACAAAGGCAUAUGUUGCACAAUCACCUUGGAUACAAAGUGGCACGAUAGUAGACAAUAUAUUGUUUGGGAAGGAAAUGGACAAGGAAAGAUAUGAGAAGGUCCUUGAAGCAUGUUCAUUGAAGAAUGACCUAGAAUUGUGUACCUUUGGGGACCAGACUGUUAUAGGGGAGAGGGGGAUCAAUUUGAGUGGUGGGCAGAAGCAAAGGAUCCAGAUUGCACGUGCUUUAUACCAUGAUGCUGAUAUUUAUCUUCUUGAUGAUCCUUUUAGUGCUGUGGAUGCUCACACAGGAGUUCAUCUUUUUAAGGAGUGUUUGCUGGGAAUUUUAGGUUCAAAAAUAGUAAUUUAUGUUACCCAUCAAGUAGAGUUUUUACCUUCUGCUGACCUUAUCCUGGUUAUGAAAGACGGAAGGAUUACUCAAGCAGGAAAAUAUGAAGAAAUUCUUAGUUCAGGUACUGACUUUAUAGAGUUAGUGGGUGCACAUGAGAAAGCUUUGUCAGAUUUUAAUUUUGUUGAACAUGGGGCUGCUUUAGAUAAUUUAGUUGAUGGUGAAGAAGACAAUAAUAUGACGUGUAGAGAGAAAUCUACUCAAAAUGAUGAGGAAAGGGAACCAAAAAAUGGCAAAACAGAAAAAUUGGUUGGGCCAGAAGGGCAACUUAUCCAAGAAGAAAAGAGAGAAAAGGGUGGAGUUAGUCUUUCAGUCUAUUGGGAGUAUAUUACCACUACAUAUAAAGGGGCUUUUGUACCAUUGAUAUUGGUGGCACAAAUUCUUUUUCAGCUUCUCUUAAUAUUUAGUAGUUACUGGAUGGUAUUGGCAACUACCGUUUCAACGGAUAAAAGACCUCAUUUUAAGGGAUCCACAAUCAUCUUUGGUUUUUUUGCUUUGACCCUUGGAAGCACCCUUUGUGCAUUUGUAAGGUCUAUGCUCGUUGUAAUUGUUGGAUACAAGACAGCUACUAUGCUUUUCAAUAAAAUGCAUUUGUGCAUUUUUCGUGCUCCCCUGUCAUUUUUUGAUUCUACUCCAAGUGGAAGGAUCUUAAACCGGGCAUCCAUAGAUCAAGGUGCACUUGAUACCUCCAUCCCACAUGAAAUUGAAGCAUUUCUUAUUUCAAUCACAGCGCUCAUGGGAACUAUUGCAGUAAUGUCACAGAUUGCAUGGAAAAUAUUAAUAGUUUUUAUUCCUAUGACUGUGACAUGCAUUUGGUACCAGGUAAUUCUAUAG
Telopea speciosissima is the source of this 2862-nucleotide messenger RNA. Its product is annotated as ABC transporter C family member 3-like. Gene Ontology annotation, biological process: transmembrane transport. Bases 16 to 2862 code for a protein of 948 amino acids. NCBI's taxonomy places the organism in Eukaryota, Viridiplantae, Streptophyta, Magnoliopsida, Proteales, Proteaceae. Gene Ontology annotation, cellular component: vacuolar membrane; plant-type vacuole. Gene Ontology annotation, molecular function: ATP hydrolysis activity; ABC-type transporter activity; ATP binding. The transcript has 4 exons. The record is from RefSeq and is a predicted model, not a curated record.